Cajanus cajan (pigeon pea) is the source of this 3795-nucleotide messenger RNA. Its product is annotated as Pentatricopeptide repeat (PPR-like) superfamily protein. Gene Ontology annotation, molecular function: protein binding. The record is from RefSeq and is a predicted model, not a curated record. Lineage: Eukaryota; Viridiplantae; Streptophyta; Magnoliopsida; Fabales; Fabaceae.
CCAAUAAGGCGCUGAAUGGUUUCCUAGAAUCAAACAAGGCUUUCUCUUCCCAGUUCCCAGCCUUCCCUCCGGUUGCAGACGGAGUCACAAGAGAAACAAAACAAACAAGCAGUGUGACAAAGUAAAAGGAACAGAGAGAGGUGUGGGUCUAUAUAGCUUUUGUUGGGGCGAGUGCAUUGAUUAUAUAACUGACGGAGCGGAAUGAAGGUUAGUAGGAUAGAGAGAGAUGCAGAGUUGAAUUGAAUGAAUGAGGAAAUUGGAAGUGCGUGAUAUGUAUCAGAGCAGCAUUGGCGCACACCGCCUCGCCUACCGCUCUCACAUAUCCAACUUAGUCAAAGCCGGUCUCAUCAACCAAGCCAUCCACCUGUUCGACAAAAUGACCCAAGCAGAAUGCCGCGUCUUCAGCGUCGAUUACAACCGCUUCAUCGGCGUCCUCAUCCGCCAUUCCCGCCUCCACCUCGCCCACCACUACUACCGCCGCCACGUCAUCCCUCGCGGCUUCUCCCUCCUCCCCCUCACCUACUCCCGCUUCAUCUGCGCUCUCUGCUCCGCCCACAACCUCCCCCUCAUCCACGACCUCCUCCUCGACAUGGACGCCUUGGGCUUCGUCCCCGAUAUUUGGGCCUUCAACGCUUACCUCAACCUCUUAUGUCACCAAAAUCGCUUAGAAACCGCUCUCGAGCUCUUAAACUCCAUGCCUUCCAAGGGAAGAGACCCCGACGUCGUUUCCUACACCAUCGUCGUCCACGCCUUGUGCAAAGCGAAACGCUUCGACGAGGCCGCUAGGGUUUGGCGUCGUUUGAUUGACCAAGGCUUGAGUCCCGAUUGUAAAGCGUGUGUUGCUCUUGUCGUCGGGUUGUGCGGCGGGGGGCGCGUGGAUUUGGCUUAUGAGCUUGUUGUUGGGGUGAUCAAGGGUGGGGUGAAGGUUAAUAGCUUGGUUUAUAAUGCUUUGAUCGACGGGUUUUGUAGGAUGGGGAGGGUUGAUAAGGCCUUGAAGAUUAAGGCUUUUAUGAGUGGCAAUGGGUGUGUGCCGGAUUUGGUUACUUAUAACAUACUGUUAAAUUAUUGUUGUGAUGAGGGGAUGGUGGACGAGGCGGUGAGGUUGGUGGAGACGAUGGAGCGGAGCGGGGUGGAGCCGGAUUUGUAUAGCUAUAAUGAGCUGUUGAAGGGUUUUUGCAAGGCGAAUAUGGUGGAUAGGGCUUAUUUGAUGAUGGUGGAGAGGAUGCAGGCCAGAGGGGUGUGUGAUGUUGUUUCGUAUAAUACUGUUAUCACGGCGUUUUGUAAGAGGCGCCGGACUAGGAGGGGUUACGAGCUGUUUGAGGAGAUGUGUGGGAAGGGGAUUAGGCCGGACAUGGUGACGUUCAAUAUACUUAUAGAUGCGUUUUUGAGAGAAGGGAGUACGCAAGUGGUUAAGAAGCUGCUUGAUCAGAUGACAAGGAUGGGUAUUCUUCCUGAUCGAAUAUUCUAUACGGCAAUAGUUGAUCAUCUAUGCAAGGUUGGGAAGGUUGAUAUGGCUCAUAGUGUUUUUCGUGACAUGGUGGAGAAUGGGGUAAAUCCAGAUGUCAUAUCGUACAAUGCACUUGUGAAUGGGUUUUGCAAGGCUUCCAGAGUUAUGGAUGCCAUGAGUCUAUAUGAUGAAAUGCAGAGAAAAGCGUUGUACCCUGAUGAGGUAACUUUCAAGUUGAUAGUUGGAGGGCUUAUAAGAGAGAAAAGGCUUUCACUGGCCUGUAGGGUUUGGGAUCAGAUGAUGGAGAAAGGCUUUACACUUGAUAGACAUCUUUCUGAGACUCUAGUCAAUGCCAUUCAAUCAAGUGAUGGCCCAUGAACACACUAGUUCGUGUUGUGAUCCUCUUAAAUUCAUCAAGCCUUUCUUACGAAUGGGAAACCUGACUCAAAAAGUUUUCUCCGGGUAUAAUGCACAAAAGCUUAGCCAACCUGACCUUAACGUUUUCUGCAGGUAAUGACACCUGUAAAUAGGUUUGUCCUAUUUUUAUGAUGCUCAUGGUGCCAUUCCAUAACCCUGUGUCUCUGUGCUCCUAUAUACUUAUGUGCUCUAUAACAUACUACUAAUUCACAGGCCACCUUCUUGUAAAGGAUCCAUAAUGAGGGCAGUGCUUGAAUGGUUUCUUGCUACCAAUGGAAGAAUGGUAUCCAAGUUUUGUUUCAUAUUGUCAACAGACUCACAUGGCAGAUUUUAUUUGUCAAUACAAUAGAGCAUUCAUUUACAUUUGAGCCACAUUGUUAUACAUGGAGAGCUAUGGAUUUGUUUCUCACCCAGCACAACUAAUAUCAGUAAUUGAUGAUUUGAUUGGAAUCAGUUCGGCUGCCAACUUAAAUUCUAAUUGGUGUUUCUUCCGAGUUCAUAUAUAGGGUGGCUUUGAGUUAGUCUUAUGCUAUUUGAGUAAAUCUUUGACCAGUGGUGGCUCAAUUCAGAUUGACUCAUGUCCAGCCUUGCAUAGCAGAAACGUCAAUGGUGAACAAGUUAUGUCUUUUUAUGGUUCUAACUAUUUAUAAAAGUAUACCACCCUUUAUGGGAUAACAACUCUUUAAUGCUGGUAAAAUAUGUCUUGUUUCAUCAAGAUCAAGUUUGUGGGUACAGAGCAUAGUUUGAGCUAUGAAGAUAUGCAUUCAUUGGUGAUCUCACCUUAGUGUGACUUACACCUAGUUCCUUGCUGCCUAUCCUUGCAAAUUUUUGAACAAUAAACUCAGGUUUCAUAACACAAGCAUUCUGGAACCUUUAUCAACAGAUCAUUGGUUUAUUAUUUGUCUAUAUGUUUAGACAUAUGUAACUCAGUGCAGAAUUGUGGAUGUGGAAAAGACAAGAUUCACUAGGUAGCCUUGUUACAUUUCAAGAUUCAAAUUUAUUAUAUUCCGAAGACUGUGUGAUGCUGGAAUAAAUUAUGUAUGGCCUCUGGAAUUUGGAUUAGCAUACAAGAAUACAUAUUUGAAGGAUAAUACUGUUAUAAAAUUCAACUUGUCUGACCUUUAUAGCAUUAUAUUCUGGUGAAUUGUGGCGCUUCUGCCUGUAUCAGCAUUCUGCAGUAUGGAACUUCAAGCUUCUCUAAAGAAAUGUCACCGUGAUCAUUACAUUUAUCUAAAAUUCUAUCCUAGACAAUGGUGCACCUUGGAGCAGGAUAGGAGUAUCUGAAGAACAACUACAACCAGCACAGAAAGCAAUUUGCAGAAUCUGGUUUAAUAGAAAAUCGGAGAAGAAACAGAAAGGACGGCAAAAAGAAAGUUCAGGUGAAGGACACGUGUCUGGAUUCUUAAUGAUUCCCAAAUAUAAGUGAAUCAUCUGGGGUCCACCGUCCAAGCAACUUCUGGAGUGUGUGUAUAUAUAUAUAUAUAUAUUUUUUUUGGGAAAUUAAGUAAAUGCCAUGUUGGUGGCUAAAUGUCAGAAAAUAAGCUGUAUUAGGAAAUUAGUUUUGAAACUGCUAUAUAUUAGAAAUAUUUUGGAGAAGUGCAGUAUUGAGACUGGGUUACAAAUCCUUUUUUCAUUCAUUCACUCACUCUCUUCACUGUGUAUUUCUCAAAGAUUUUCAUUUCAAUAAUAAAUAUUUGUCCAACAUGUGGUAUCUCAAGUUCUUCAUCCAUACAUAUUAUUACACAAAUUUUAGAAACUCUUAACCUAGCCUAUGUUGAGAAUCCACUUCCUAUAUGAUCUCAGCCUAUAUUGAAAAUCCAUUUCCAAUGUGAUCUCAGGGCAUCAAAAUGAAAUUGGACAUCAACUUGCCUGAGUAUAGGAUAUCAGAAGAAGAAAUAUAUUUUUUCCUCCAGUAUUGAACAUCAUUAGAC